Messenger RNA from Lytechinus variegatus (green sea urchin), 14692 nucleotides. RefSeq lists its product as uncharacterized. The transcript is spliced from 54 exons. The coding region runs from base 523 to 14583 and encodes 4686 amino acids. The record is from RefSeq and is a predicted model, not a curated record. Gene Ontology annotation, cellular component: membrane. NCBI's taxonomy places the organism in Eukaryota, Metazoa, Echinodermata, Echinoidea, Temnopleuroida, Toxopneustidae.
UGCUGCGGUUAUGUCCAACUGAGUGAAGCAAAGGAAACUGGUACUGAGAGGCGAUUGUCGGCCUUUGAUGCUAUAUUGAAUGAAUACAAGGCUAACCAAGACCCGUCUAAGAAUAUCAGACUGAUUGGAGGUCAUACUACGUAUGAAGGCAACGUUGAGGUUCGGCUAAGGAAUGGCAGUGCCUGGGGAGCUAUAUGUGAUGACUCAUGGGACGAACAAGAUGCUGAAUUGGCAUGUCGGACCCUGGGUUUUCAAGGUUCCUUGGGGGCCACUUCGAACAGCUACUUUGGGGAUACGUCGGAUGACUACCACCUGGAUGAGGUGCGAUGCAAGGGAGGUGAAAGCGAUAUCUUCGAGUGUUCUCAUCUUCCAUUCGGUCACCACAACUGUGACGUAGGAGAGAUUGCCGGUGUUCAUUGCAUACCAGAUAUUAGACUCCGAGGGAGCAAGAACGUCCGUGAGGGUCGGGUCGAGAUCAACUACAACGGGGAGUGGGGUACGAUAUGCGAUGACUCCUGGGACAUGGUGGAAGCCGACGUUGUGUGUCGUAUGAUAGGGUAUCCCCAUGCCACGGCGGCGCCCAAGGCAGCGAGGUUUGGUCCAGGUGAAGGGGCUAUAAUCCUUGAUGAGAUUCAGUGCGAUGGAUCGGAGAGGACGAUCCAGGAAUGCCCCCACGACGGGUUCCUAGAUCAUAACUGCAACCACGGGGAAGAUGCCAGUGUGAUCUGUGAUCUGAACAUGCGGCUUGUGAAUGGCACCAUGCCAGGGCGUGGUCGACUAGAGGUGUACCAUACUGGUAAGUGGGGGACGGUAUGCGAUGAUGCCUGGAGUCUGGAGAACACCAACGUUGUCUGCCAGGCCCUGGGAUACCCCGAAGCCACCGAGGAGAACCUCCCGCUCCAGACAAGCUUUGGUUACGGCACCGGUGAUAUCAUUCUCGAUGAUGUGGUUUGUCGAGGCAACGAGACGGAACUAUACGAGUGUUUGCAUGAGCCAUAUUUUAAGAGCAAUUGCGAGCAUAGUGAGGAUGUCAGCAUUACGUGUCCACCUGUUGUUCGUCUGGUUGGCGGCAGAGCUCCGGAAGAGGGCAGGCUUGAAGUUUAUCACAAUGGAUUGUGGGGGACGGUCUGUGACGACGGUUGGGAUAUGCAGGAUGCUAAUGUCGUUUGCCGCAUGCUUGGGUACGUCGCUGCUGAAGAACCUCUCCUUACGGUCUUCCAGCCGGGGAGUGGCAACAUCUUUCUUGAUGAGGUCAAUUGCCAUGGCAAUGAGACAAGUAUUUGGGACUGCGAGAGCGAUGGACUGAUGGUCCAUAAUUGCGGGUCCAUUGAGGAUGUUGGACUGCGAUGUAAAACAGUGUUUACCACCCAUGAGCCCGUCUCCGAGCUUGAGGUGCGUCUUGUCGGGGGUCAAGGUGACCGUCAGGGUCGCGUCGAGGUCUUCUACAACAAUGCGUGGGGGACCGUCUGUGACGACUCCUGGGACAUCAGGGAUGGUGAGGUCGUCUGCCGUAUGCUCGGAUUCCCCGGGGCGGAGUCGGCGCUCCCGUCCGCGUUCUUCGGUGAGGGGUCGGGCAGCACGUACCUGGAUAACGUUGGAUGCACAGGGGAAGAGGAGAACAUUGCGCAGUGUGUCCAUAACGGGAUCAUGGUUGAGAACUGCGGGCAUCACGAGGAUGCGGGCGUGGUGUGCUCCCCAUUGGUUCGUUUGGUGAACGGUAGCCACUACCGUGAGGGACGGGUCGAGCUCUACUAUGACGGAGAAUGGAGCACGAUAUGCAACGACGAAUGGGGGAUCCACGACGCUGAGAUUGUUUGCCGCAUGACAGGGUUCCCAGGGGUCGAAGGUUACCGAGUCUCCGGGGAGUAUGGGGAAGGCAGUGGAAAGAUUAUCUUGGACAAUGUGAACUGUAACGGGAGUGAGUGGGAUAUCUUUGGGUGCGGCCACAACGGUCUGUUUGUGCAUAACUGCAGACAUUCGGAAGACGCUGGGGCUGUGUGCACGUCAAGAGUACGUCUCGUUGGCGGCACGACUAGCAACGAAGGCCGUGUUGAGAUGUAUCACAACAACGCUUGGGGAACCAUCUGUGAUGAUGGGUGGGACAUCAAGGACGCGGACGUGGUCUGCCGGAUGCUGGGUUUCUACCGGGCCGAGAGCAUCCCGUCGUCAGGGAGAUACGGGAUGGGGCGGGGCCAGAUCCUCCUUGAUACACUGCAGUGUAAUGGCACUGAGGGUGAUAUUCUGGAUUGCGGACACGAUGGUCUCCUGAAACACGAUUGUGAUCAUGAAGAGGAUGCGACUGUCAUUUGCCUUGCCCCAACUGAAGCAGCGAAGAUGACCUUGGAUAUCCGUCUUGUUGAUGGUGGCAGCGCACGCCAGGGUCGUGUAGAGGUGGAAUACAACGGCGAAUGGGGUACGGUGUGCGACGAUGGCUGGGAUUUGCGCGACGCGGAGGUGGUAUGCCGCAUGCUCGGUUUCCCUGGGGCAGAGAAUGCCCUCUCUGGUGCAUUCUAUGGAGAGGGUACCGGGGCUACGGUGCUUGAUGACGUCAGUUGUGAGGGGACGGAGGAGGAUUUGGCACUCUGUCGGCAUAACGGUUAUCUAAUGGAGAAUUGCGGUCAUAGUGAGGAUGCAUCAGUUAUCUGCUCUCCGCUAGGUCGUUUGGUAAAUGGCAACAACUACCGCGAGGGAAGGGUAGAGGCGUACCACGAAGGCGAAUAUUACUCCGUCUGCGACGAUCUUUGGGAGAUGGAAGAAGGAAAUGUUUUCUGUCGUAUGCUUGGAUUUCCCGGUGCUGAAGCGGUUCACGCGCUAGCCAACUUCGGACAGGGCGAGGGCGACAUUAUCCUCGAUAAUCUCAACUGCGAUGGGACAGAGGAUAGUCUGUUCGAUUGCGAGGGCAGCACACUGUUCGAGCAUAACUGCAAGCAUAAUGAAGAUGCAGGAGUGACAUGCUCACAGAGUGUUCGUCUUGUGAAUGGAAGCAAUGCCUAUGAAGGCAGGGUGGAGGUCUAUUAUGCAGGGGUAUGGGGUACCGUCUGUAACGACGAGUGGGAUUGGAAUGAUGCAAACAUUGUCUGUAGGAUGCUGGGCUACUCUGGAGCUGAGGUAUCACAAAAAAUGGCGGUCUUCGGAGCAGGUGUUGGUCCCAUAAUUCUGGAUGAUGUCUCAUGUUUAGGGGAUGAGUUGAGUAUCUUUGAGUGUCCUUCGAUGGGUAUCUUCAGGCACAACUGCGAGCAUGCAGAGGACGUUGGUGUUAUAUGCAUAGAAGAUAGCAAGGAGCAACAAUCCAGUCUCUCUCUGCGUCUUGCCGACGGACCAAACUCCCGAUCCGGUCGUGUCGAGAUCAAGUACGACGGAGCCUGGGGCACGAUCUGUGACGAUGAAUGGGAUGUCGAUGAUGCCGACAUCGUCUGUCGCUCGCUCGGCUUCCCCGGGGCGGACCAGGCGAUACUCCGCGGCCGAUUCGGGGCCGGAGAGGGCGCUAUAGUUCUGGACAAUGUGAAUUGCGAUGGUUCGGAGGUGAACGUCGAGUCUUGCUUGCACAAUGGAUUCCUGGAGAAUAAUUGUGACCAUGACGAGGAUGCUGGUGUCAUCUGCCUUCCUCAGGCUCGUCUUGCGGACGGGCCAAGCUACCGCGAGGGGCGCGUGGAGCUCUUCUACCAAAACGCCUGGCAUACAGUCUGCGAUGAUCAGUGGGACGAGCUGGACAGCGCAGUGGUGUGCGACGGCAUGCUCGGUCUCCCGGGAGUGGACGGCCCCCAGUGGGAGCUCUCCUUUGGGCCAGGGGAGGGGGAAAUCAUCAUGGACGGUUUGAACUGCUUGGGGAAUGAACCCAGUCUGUUCCAGUGCCGCAGCCGAGGGUUGUUCGUCCAUGACUGCACCCACUCUGAGGAUACUGGUGUGAUCUGCUCCCCUUCAGUCCGUCUCGCUAAUGGCUUUCGAGAGCAUCAGGGUCGCGUGGAGUACUACUACAAUAACCAGUGGGGAACCAUCUGUGAUGAUGAGUAUGGGUCCUGGAGCAUAGAGAAUGCCAACGUGGUCUGCCGGAUGUUGGGUUUCGUGGGUGCCGAGAGUGCCCGCGGGAGCGCGUUUUACGGAGAAGGAGACAGUGAUAUCGUCCUAGCGAAUGUCCACUGCAAUGGGAAUGAGACAAAUGUCGCAGACUGCUCGCGGAACCAGUUCUUGGACCACCUGUGUGCACAUUCGGAGGAUGUUGGGGUAGCUUGUUCACUUGGAGUUCGUCUAGUUGGAGGCAACAAACCGAGCGAAGGUCGCGUUGAGGUGUUCUACCGCAACGCUUGGGGAACCAUCUGUGAUGAUCUGUGGGAUAUGAACGAGGCUCACGUCGUUUGUAGAAUGCUCGGGUACUCCGGAGCCUCAGGAUAUACGAUAGGAGCAUCGUUCGGACAGGGCCAAGGUGCUAUAGUCCUUGAUAACAUGAUGUGCAAUGGUACGGAGGAGCGGUUGGCCGAUUGUCAUCAUAAUGGAUUCUACAAUCAGAACUGUGGACAUCACGAAGAUGCUGGGGUUAUCUGCAUUGAUCAGGUGACUCCUCCACCUGAGCCUUCCACCUCUGAACCUACCCUCCUGCCAGGCACACCUCUGCUUCCCAUCGAAAUCACGAGCGGGGCAGUCCGCCUCCAGAACGGCAGCUCCGACCGUGAAGGUCGCAUCGAGGUGUUCCACAACGGCUCCUGGCACCCUAUCUGCGAUGACACCUGGGACGAGCUGGAAGCAGAUAUCAUCUGCAGGACGCUAGGCUUCCCAGGGGCAGUUCUUGCCAAGCAGCACUCCUACUUUGGCUCAGGGAAUGGAAGCAUUCUUCUGGAUGACCUUGGUUGCUUCGGCAAUGAGACAGAUCUUCUCUCGUGCACACACGGAGGGCUGUACCAACAUAACUGUGGGUCGAUAGAACAUGCUGGAGUCAUCUGCCAAAAUACAGUAAGACUAAAAGAUGGUGCCCGCCAACUUGAGGGUAGGGCGGAGCUUUACGCCAACAAUGCCUGGAACACCAUCUGUGAUGAUGGUUGGGAUAUAGACGAUGCUGAUGUUGUUUGCCAGAUGUUAGGAUACCCGUCAGCUGAGGCAGCCACUGUGAGGGCGACCUAUGGUAGUGGGACAGGGGAUAUCCUACUGACAGGUGUGGACUGUAGCGGCAUGGAGAGCAGUAUCUUUGAAUGUGGCCACAGCGGACUUGACGUACCAAACUGCGAACAUUCUGAAGAUGCUGGUGUGGUCUGCUCACCAAAUGUUCGUCUUAUCAAUGGCAGCAGCAACCUUGAAGGCUGGCUUGAGUACUACUACAACGGAUCCUGGGGGACAAUCUGCAAUAGCAACUGGGACAUCCUGGAUGCCAACGUGGUGUGCAGGAUGCUUGGUCACAACUUGGCUGUGACAUCGGUGAGCCAUGAUGAGUUCGGUCCAAGCGAAGGACCUAUCCUUCUGAGUGAUGUAGGAUGCACAGGACAGGAGUUGGCCCUUUCGGAAUGUCACCAUGGGCGCUUCUAUCAACACGAUUGCACACACCGUGAUGAUGUUGCAGUUGUUUGCACUGAUGACGUUGAAGUCCGACUCGUGGGCGGGAGCAGCGACAACCAAGGGCGGGUAGAAGUUAACUUCCAAGGUUCUUGGGGGACAGUCUGCGAUGACUAUUGGACCAUUGAGGCUGCUCAUGUUGUCUGUCGAAUGCUGGGGUACCCCGCUGCAGAUGGGUACGAACCAGGUGGUUUCUUCGGACCCGGUGAGGGGGCUGUAGUGUUUGAUGAUGUGCGCUGCACCGGAAACGAGACAAAUCUUGCUGAUUGCAGGCAUCGGGAGACCUUGACCAGUAACUGUGGACAUUCUGAGGAUGUAGGAGUGAUCUGUGCAGAGAUAGUUCCAUCCACAACCUUGCCACCACCCAUCGUUCCUCUGAAUGUUCGUCUCGCAGACGGUGAGACUAACCGUAGAGGUCGCGUUGAGGUCUUCUACAACGGUAGCUGGGGGACCAUCUGUGAUGACUAUUGGGAUCUUGAUGAUGCUGAGGUUGUCUGCCGUAUGUUGGGGCUAGGGCCCGCUCAAAGGGCAUACGGUGCAUCUGAGUUUGGACCUGGAGAAGGGCAAAUAGUCCUGGAUGAUGUGGAGUGCUCAGGAAUGGAGACCAAUCUGGCUUACUGCAGACAUGGAGGAUUGUUGAAUAACAACUGUGGACAUAGUGAAGAUGCAGGAGUAGUAUGCGCCGCUCCAGAACCAACCAAGCCUCUUCAGGUACGUCUAAUGGGUGGAGCCAGUGAAAUGGAAGGUCGAGUUGAAGUCCUCUACAACAACACCUGGGGAACCAUCUGCGAUGACCUUUGGGACAUCAAUGAUGGCAACGUUGUCUGCAGGAUGCUGAACUACACCAGGGCCGUCAGUACACCAGGAGGAGCAGCAUUCGGCCAAGGGAGUGGACUGAUUGUCCUUGAUAACGUUGAGUGUCAGGGAUAUGAAGCAAGCCUCCUGGAUUGCCAUAGGACCGGUUUCUUGGAGCAUAACUGUGGACAUUCAGAGGAUGCCGGGGUAGUUUGCACAAAUAUAACUGGUACAGAAGCCCCAACAACUCCCAUGCCCAGGCAAAUCAUUGACUUGCAGGUGCGCCUUGCUGGUGGCAGCAACAAUCGAGAGGGGCGUGUUGAGGUGUUCUACAACGGUUCCUGGGGAACCGUCUGUGAUGACCUCUGGGACAUCAAAGAUGGCGCUGUUGUUUGUCGAAUGCUGGGGCUUGGAAGGGCCAUGUGGACAUACGGUGCUGGUCAGUUUGGUUCUGGUGAGGGGCCCAUUGUCCUGGAUGAUGUACAGUGCCUUGGAACGGAGGAGAAUCUUGGAGAAUGCCAGCAUGGCGGGUUCUUGGUCAAUAACUGCCAACACACCGAAGAUGCUGGAGUGCAAUGUAAUGCACCCGAACCAACUGGACCCCUUGAAGUACGACUGGUGGAUGGAGCAAGCGAAAUGGAGGGCAGGGUAGAAGUCCUCUACAACAACUCCUGGGGCACCAUCUGUGACGACCAAUGGGGAAUCAGCGAUGCAGAAGUUGUUUGUAGGAUGCUUGGUUUUGUAAGGGCAGUCAGAGCUUCAACUGGUGCUGAAUUUGGCCAAGGGAACGGGUCGAUUGUUCUUGAUGAUGUGGCCUGCCAUGGACAUGAGAUGAGUCUUCUAGAUUGCCAGAGAAGGGAUUUCUUGGAUCAGAACUGUGGCCAUCAUGAAGAUGCUGGAGUUGUGUGUUCAAAUUCUAAUGUUACUGAAUCCCCACCCACGGUAACAUAUUUUGAGGCAAGGCUUGUUGGCGGAGACACAGAGCGGGAAGGACGUGUAGAGGUCUUCUAUAAUGGCUCUUGGGGAACUGUCUGCGAUGAUCUCUGGGAAAUGAAUGAUGCUGUCGUUACCUGCAGGAUGCUCGGAUUUGGCCCUGCUAUCCGGGCGUACACCUCUGCAGAGUUUGGUGCUGGUGAAGGACCGAUUUUCCUGGACAAUCUGGAGUGUCUAGGAACAGAGGAGAAUCUUGGAGAAUGUCAGCAUAAUGGUCUGUUGGUCAACAAUUGUCAACAUUCUGAAGAUGCAGGCGUACGUUGUGCUGCUCCUGAACCAACCGAGCCGCUCCAGGUCCGUCUAGUUGAUGGUGCCAACGAACUGGAGGGCAGGGUAGAAGUCCUCUACAACAACUCCUGGGGCACCAUCUGUGACGACCAAUGGGGAUUCAGCGAUGCAGAAGUUGUUUGUAGGAUGCUUGGGUUUUUAAGGGCAGUCAGAGCUUCAAGUGGAGCCGAGUUUGGCCAAGGGAACGGAUCAAUUGUUCUGGAUAAUGUGGCUUGCCAUGGACAUGAGACGAGUCUCCUAGACUGUCCGCGAAGCUACUUUUUGGAACAGAACUGCGGCCAUCAUGAGGAUGCAGGAGUAGUAUGUUCAAAUUCCAACGCUACCGAACCUCCACCUACCAUCGUACAGUUUGAUGCAAGGCUUGUUGGCGGUGACACAGAGCGGGAAGGGCGUGUAGAGGUCUUCUAUAAUGGUUCUUGGGGAACGGUCUGCGAUGAUCUGUGGGAUAUGAAUGAUGCUCUUGUUGUAUGUAGGAUGGUCGGCUUUGGUCGUGCCAUGAGGGCAUACAGCGCUGCUGAGUUCGGGCCUGGAGAAGGAGCGAUUGUCUUGGACAAUCUGGAAUGCCUUGGAACAGAGGAGAACCUUGGAGAAUGCCAGCAUAGUGGAUUAUUGAUUAACAACUGUCAACAUUCUGAAGAUGCGGGAGUGCGAUGUGCCGGCCCAGAACCAACUGAACCUCUCCAGAUACGUCUAGUAGAUGGAGCCAAUGAAAUGGAAGGUCGAGUGGAAAUCCUCUACAACAACACUUGGGGAACCAUCUGCGAUGACCUUUGGGACAUCAAUGAUGGCAACGUUGUCUGCAGGAUGCUGAACUACACCAGGGCCAUCAGUGCACCUAGAGGAGCAGAGUUCGGUGAGGGUGAAGGCCCCAUCUUCUUGGAUAACGUAGAAUGUCAAGGAGAUGAAGCAAGUCUCCUGGAUUGUCAACGGCUUGGUUUCCUGGACCAGAACUGUGGCCAUUCGGAGGAUGCAGGAGUGGUCUGCACAAACAUAAGUGCUACCGAAGCUCCACCGACAACAAUGCCUGUAGUCGACCUCCAGGUGAGACUCGUUGAUGGCACAACUGACCUUGAGGGACGGGUGGAGGUGUAUUACAACGGCACUUGGGGCACAAUAUGUGAUGACCAAUGGGACACGCUCGAUGGCCAUGUGGUAUGCAGGAUGCUCGGCCUGGGCAUGGCCCGGUCGGCCCAAGGCUACGGAGCCGGUCAGGGACCCAUCAUCCUGGACAAUGUACAAUGCCAGGGGACAGAAGACAACCUUGGGGGAUGCCAACAUCAAGGAUUGUUCAAUCAUAACUGCGGGCAUGCAGAAGAUGCUGGUGUCAGAUGUUCAGGGAAUACCACCCAGGAAUCCCUGAGUUCUCUGCAGGUUAGAUUGGUGGACGGCGCCACACCCAGUGAAGGCCGCGUCGAGGUCCUACAUGACGGCAACUGGAGCACCAUCUGCGAUGAUUACUGGGAUCUGCCCGAUGCUCACGUCGUCUGUCGAAUGCUGGGCUACCCUGGAGCAGAGAGCGCCCUCUCGAGUGGGUUCUUUGGACAGGGUGAAGACAGGAUUCUCCUGGAUGAUGUGGAAUGCUUCGGCAAUGAGACGAGCCUUGAGGAUUGCCAGUAUCCAGGAUUCUACCAGCAUAAUUGUCAACAUUAUGAAGAUGCUGGAGUGGUCUGUAGGCCCAGAGUGCGACUGACCGGAGGAGGCAACUACCGCCAGGGUCGUGUCGAGAUUUACUAUGACAACACCUGGAGCACUGUUUGUGAUGACUCGUGGGACCUCAAUGAUGCCAACGUUGUAUGUCGGAUGCUGGGCCAUGCGGAGGCGGAAGCAUACCGGACAUUGUCGUUCUUUGGUCAAGGAGUAGGAGAGAUUAUCCUGGAUGAUUUGGAGUGCUCAGGAACUGAAAGGGACAUCUUGGACUGUCAGCAUGCUGGGUUGUUCAACAACAACUGUGGACAUUCAGAGGAUGCUGGCGCUGUCUGCUCACAAAGAGUACGCCUGGCAGAUGGGGGGACACCUAGCGAAGGAAGGGUUGAGUUCUACAGCAACGGAACUUGGGGUACAGUCUGUGAUGACGCGUGGGACAUCGAGGAUGCCACAGUGGUCUGUCGCAUGCUGGGGUACCACAAGGCUGCAUCUGCUCCCCUUGGGGCGUUCUUCGGUACUGGUCAGGGAGAUAUCCUGUUUGAUGAGGUAGGCUGUACUGGAGCAGAGAGUGGAUUGAUGGAAUGUUCCCAUCGCGGACUCGGUGUAAAUAACUGCGGGCAUGGCGAAGAUGCUGGUGUUAUUUGUGCAAAUGAGCUUGAUGUCAGACUGGUUGACGGUGAGAAUGACAAUGAGGGGCGUGUCGAAGUCCUUUACAACGGUGCCUGGGGAACCGUGUGUGAUGACUCCUGGGAUAUGAAUGAUGCGCACGUCGUCUGUCGUCAACUUGGCUACCCUGGAGCUGAGGAAUCGUACGGUUAUGCUCACUACGGCGCUGGGGAUGGCCGGAUUGUUCUGGACGAUGUAGAAUGCAUCGGGAACGAGACAAAUAUAGCGUUCUGCAGUCACAGGGACAUUGCGACCAGCAACUGCGGCCAUCAUGAGGAUGCUGGGGUUCUUUGUGCUGAAGGUGGUCCAAUAGAAAACUUUGCUGUCCGCCUAGUCGACGGUCUCAUCCCAAGCAAUGGUCGCGUCGAAGUCUACUACGACGGCUCUUGGGGAACCGUCUGUGAUGACGGCUGGGACAUCAAUGAUGCAAACGUUGUCUGUCGUAUGCUUGGCUAUGCUAGAGCAAUCUCAGCGCCGUUCGGAGCGCGGUUUGGCGGGGGCAGCGGUCAGAUACUCCUGGAUGACGUGGACUGCAGAGGAUCGGAGGCAUCACUACUGGAUUGCGAGAAUAACGGACUUGGGCAGCAUAAUUGCGGGCAUACUGAAGAUGCAGGGGCUGUUUGUAGCUCAGAACCCUCUGAGAAACCCAGCCUUCCUGUCAGACUAACAGGAGGGUCUACCCCAUCUGAGGGCAACGUUGAGGUUUUCUAUAAUGGGGUGUGGGACAACGUGUGUGACAAUACGUGGGACUUAGCUGAUGGAUUUGUCGUUUGCAGGCAACUAGGUUACAGCAGCGUCCGACGGGUCUCGCGUAACUCCCGCUACGGCCAGAACAGCAACCAUUACAGGCUUCUAGACGUCCACUGCACAGGGGCAGAGAACGGGCUUGGAGAUUGUCGGGAAGAGGUCACUGAGGAUCUUAAUAUCUGCAGGUUUGGAAGGGAUGCUGCAGGAGUGUCGUGUGCUACAGCCUCAGACGGAGAUGUGCGCAUCGUAGGCGGUCCAAACUACCUCAUGGGAAGGGUUGAGAUUUACAACGAGGGCUCGUGGGGCACCGUGUGUGACGAUAGCUUCGAUCUCAACGACGCCCACGUGGUCUGCCGUCAGGCUGUCUCCGCCGAGGCAAUAACCUUCGCUCCCAAUGCAUUCUUCGGGCCCGGAAACAACAGCAUUGUGUAUGAUGAGCUGGAUUGCGGUGGUUACGAGACUGAUUUGGCGGAUUGCCCAGUGGGUGUCGGUUUACGAGGAGACUGCUCCCACGCUGAGGAUGUGUCAGUAGCUUGUCAAAUACCAGUCCGACUUGUUGGUGGAUCUGGUCUUCAUGAAGGACGGGUUGAGAUGCGUUACUUUGGCGGAUGGGGAUCCGUCUGUGACUCAGAAUGGAGCAUCGAAGACGGUGACGUCAUCUGUCGCCAGCUUGGCUACGAGGGUGCCGAGGAGGUGUUCUACGAUGCCCACUUUUCCCCUGGAGAGGGCAGGGUUGUUCUUGACGGACUCCGUUGCCAUGGGAAUGAGAGUCAAUUGAUGCUGUGCCCUCAUGAAGGAAUCCUGACCAAUAGGAAUGGCUGUACUAACGAUAAUGAGGCUGGAGUGAGAUGUAGGGAGGAAACCGAUACCACCACCUUUCCUACCACAAUGGGCCACAACCUUGCCGACAAUGCAACAACCUCAAUGGGCGCACCAACCAUGCCACCCCCUACCACUGUACCAGCCGACCCUAGCAAACAUGGACAGGUGCGUCUGGUGGGCGGGGCCACAUCCAACGAGGGGCGCGUGGAAUGGAACGUCAACGGCGUCUGGGGAUCGGUCUGCGAUGACUUCUGGGAUUUGAAGGACGCCACCGUGGUCUGCCGUGAGUUAGGUUUCGUCUCGGCUCGCAAGGCGGUCAUGCUUGCAGGAUUCGGCCAGAGCAAAGGACCAAUCGUCGCUGAUGAUGUCCUUUGCCGUGGGACGGAAGAGAGCUUCUCCAAUUGCUCCAAGAGUGACACCAAUAACUGUGGUCAUUCUGAGGAUGCAGGAGUCAUCUGUAACACAGAGACCACAUCCUACACUCCUAACCUUAUUGACAUGCAAGCCAACGCCACUUUUGCUUCCGGAACCGUGAGCAUCGGUGGAACCAACGACUCAUCAGUAUACGUCUGCAGCGAAGGGUUUGACUUCGCAGACGCUACCGUCGUCUGCCACCAACUUGGGUACCGUAGUGCCAUGAAGACCUAUGAGAAGACUACAGAGCAGGGGGAUGUGAGUGCGUCGGUUAGGUUUGAGUGCAUUGGGAAUGAGGAGAAGCUUGGCGAUUGUUCUGCGGAGGAGUACGAUCCUGUCAACUGGAACUGCCUGCCGUUUGAAGCAGCCGGACUUGAUUGUUUCCCAUCAUACGAGGGUGUGUCCAUUGCCCUGGUCGGUGGCAGUGCACCCUGGGAAGGUCGCCUAGAACUGACCAUCAACUCCGUCACCGGAACCGUCUGCGACGACUACUUCAGCAUGGAGGACGCCCACGUGGUCUGCCGGUCCCUAGGGUAUCCAGGCGCGGUCUCGCUUUCAGGAAGCGGUCUGUUUGGCGAAGGAACGGGAGAGAUCUUCUUGGAUGACGUAAGUUGUUCUGGAGAUGAGGACCAUAUUCUUGACUGUGUUCAUGAUGGUGUCGGGGUUCAUAACUGUGGUCAUCGGGAAGAUGUCUCUAUCAUAUGCGAUGGAGGUGAGGUCCAACCCACAACAGCAGCAGACAAGAUCCGCCUGGUGGACGGGAACUUCCCCUCCGAGGGGCGCGUGGAAGUACUCCACAACGGCAUCUGGGGUACGAUCUGCAACGACGGCUGGGACAUCGACGACGCAAACACCGUCUGUCGGAUGCUCGGCUACAAAGGGGGCGCCCUACAGGCUGUGUUGUCACCGGAGUUCGGCGAGGGCUCGGGUCCGAUCGUGCUGAGUAACGUUGCGUGCAAGGAAAGCGAUACGAAUCUGUUGGAUUGCGACUUCCCACCGUUUGGCACGCACACCUGCUACUUCACGAGAAUGGAUGCUGGGGUGCGCUGCAGCACAGGAGAGGUCAUACCCAAUCCAUUGAAUGUAGAUAUCCGCCUUGUGAACGGUAGUAAGCCUAGCGAAGGCCGGGUGGAAAUCUUCUAUAACAAUACAUGGAGCUCAGUUUGCGAUGACGCCUGGGACUUACGCGACGCCCUCGUUGUUUGCCGACAGUUGGGCUUUCCAGCGGCUGCAUCAGCACCGUUACGAUCUAGGUUUGGUCCCGGUGAAGGGCCUAUCGUUGUGGAAGACUUUGGUUGCCGUGGCAACGAGAGUAACUUGGCGGAAUGUGAUCACGACCCGUGGACGAUCCAUGACUGCACGCAUGACGAAGAUGCUUCCGUUGUAUGCCUUGAAGAUUUAUCGGCUCCAGUGCGUCUUCGAGGAGGUAUUUACCCAGGCGAGGGCCGAUUAGAGAUCUACGUAGGGGACAAAUGGGGCACGGUUUGUGACGAUGGAUUCACUUUCACAGAAGCGAAUGUAGUCUGCCGUCAGCUAGGCUAUCCUGGCGUUCUACAGAUAUUAGCGGGUGAACAGUUUGGCGGUCUAGGGUACCUCCCCACUCUACUGGAUGAUCUGACGUGUGUCGGUGACGAGACUUCUCUGGCGAUGUGUUUGCAUCGAGGUGUGGGCGACCACAACUGUGUAACAACAGAGAAUGUCGGCCUAAUAUGUAACACAUCUUCAGCCUAUUUUCCCGAUGCCCCUGUGAGAUUGAAUGGAAAAUCAAAUGAUUCGGGGAGAGUAGAGGUCUAUCACGACGGAGAAUGGCGAGCCGUAUGUGAUAACAACUGGGACCUGAACGAGGCGAGCGUUGUAUGCCGUCAGCUAGGCUUCCCCAGGGCUUUCAUAGCAGACACGGGUUCCUACUACGGCGGGGACCCCAUAGGCUUCUGGCUGUAUGACGUCAAGUGUUCUGGUACAGAGUCUAACCUCGGUCAGUGCAGUCACGCCGAGUGGGGUCAAGGGUCGUGUGCGUUCAGCCAGGAAGCAGGAGUAAUGUGCUUUCCAGCGAGCGAUGGUGACGUUCGUCUAGCGGAAGGAAGGAGCUGUCUGGAGGGAAGGGUUGAAUUCUACACUAACGGUGAAUGGGGCACCGUUUGUGAUGACAUGUGGAGCAGAGAAGACGCUGAUGUAGUAUGUCGACAGCUAGGCUUUGGUCCAGCCUCUGGGGUGUUUAGUGGUGCUGUGUUUGGGGGAGGCAACGGACCUAUCCAUGUAGAUGACUUGGAAUGCACUGGAAAUGAGAGUAGCCUCACGGACUGUAUGAGGAGAGAUGACGGAGAGCAUAAUUGCGGCCAUCAAGAAGAUGCUAGUGUGUCGUGUACAUUACCAGUGCGUCUAUCUGGUGGCAACUCUACGAGCGCGGGUCGCGUCCAAGUCUACUUCGAAGACCAGUGGGGCAAGGUCUGCCGGGACGACUUCACCGACAUCGAGGCCGACGUCGUCUGCCGCCAGCUGGGAUUCGCCGGCGGAAACCAGACCGACGCCGCGCAGUACGAUAACACCGAUGGACCGUUUCAUUUGGACAAUCUAUCAUGCCGCGGUGAUGAAUUAAUGAUAGGCAUCUGUCCUCACAACGGAUGGGGCAAACAUGAUUGUUUCGAAGAAGAAGAUGCAGCAGUUAUCUGUUUUUGAAUGCCCUCCUUCAAAUCUAUUGGAAAUAUUUCUUUGAGAGAUAAGGGCAGGACAAGUCCCUCUGCAAAAUUGUUUCACUGAUUCCGAAGACAAGAAACGUGUAUCAGGA